UGGCUCAGUACAGACAACCCCUGUUCUUAGUCUCAGGUUUGUGCACAUAGUUUAUCACACCCAUUGGAAAGCUAGGGGUAUAUUGAAGCUCAACUUGUGAUUGGUGCUCCUUUCUUGUUGAUUUCUCAUGAGGUUCAUGAUUUCUAAAUGAUUGUAUUGGUUAUGCAAACAUCUCUUCAUAUUCACGCAUCAACACAUGUACGCUAAGUCAUCCUCUUCUUUGAUAGUAGAUUCGACACCUUGUUUUGCAGCUUUGGACGACUUCACUCCCUACCUCAUCACCUCCCAGACCAAAUGGAAGCGACUCAAGAAUCUACUCAGCCAUGCACGGACCCCCGCCGCAUGGGCUACAACAACUCUGGUUUACAUGAGCAGGAUGUGUCGGACAUAAUCUGUAUCUUGCAUCCCAGUUCGCCUGCUGCUCACCAUGCAGUGACUGCCUCUGCCGAUUUUGCCCCUCAGCAUAUCCUCCAAAGAGACAUAGUGUAUGAAGGUUCAGCAGCUCUGGACCUUGCACUCAGGCUGUCAUCGAAAGUGCAGGAUUUAAGUGCAGGUUUUUGCUUUGGGCGCAACAAAGCUCGUUGCGAUCUCCUCCUUGCUGGUGAUCAUCAAAGCUCAAAGCGUAUCUCAAAUCAACAUUUCCGUAUCUACCUCACCGAGGAUGGAAUCAUUAUGCUUGAGGAUAUCUCCACCAAUGGAACCAUUGUAGACAACUGCCGUCUUCGCAAAGCCCAGAGAGACAACAGUCGAAUGUUGACCAACGGGUCUGUCAUUCAAGUGGUUCACGGCGACCAAACAACAGAUGAAGUCAGAUUCGUUGUCCGCAUUCCAAACCGGGAAGGGUUCUCUAUGCAGUACACAGAGAAUUUGCUGCGUUAUUUUGAGCGGGUUCAAAAGCACCGGGCAGGAACGACGCAGCUUAAACCACGCCAGACCUCGGCACAGCCUGUCUUGCAAUGGACGGUUUCUAAUACCUUCGGGAUGCACUGGACGGGUGGACCGAUGUACAAUGUGACCGGUCAAAUAGGAAAAGGUGCCUUCGCAACGGUUUACAAGCUUGCCACAAAGCAGCAUGGGAUAGUCUAUGCAGCCAAGGAGCUUGACAAACGACGAUUCAUGAAAAAUGGCAUCUUGGACCAGAAAGUGGAUAAUGAGAUGAAGAUCAUGAAAGACCUCAAACAUCCUAAUAUUGUCCAAUAUAUUGAUCACCACGAGCAUGAUCGAUGGAUUUACAUUAUCAUGGAAUAUGUUCCCGGCGGAGAAUUGUCUACAUACCUGCAAACUAUUGGCAAGAUCCCUGAAGAUAUGGUCAGGACGAUUGCCCGCCAGGUCUUGCAUGCGCUGCAGUAUCUUCAUAAGCGUAGGAUCACACAUCGAGAUAUCAAACCGGAUAACAUCCUGAUUUCCUCGCUCGACCCAUUGAGAGUCAAGCUGUCGGAUUUUGGAUUGUCAAAAGUAGUGCAGGAGGAGACCUUCCUCAAGACAUUCUGUGGCACCCUCCUCUACUGCGCCCCUGAAGUUUACCCAGAGUAUGAUUCCUAUCGUCGCGGUGAAGUUAGGAAAAGGCGCAGGCUAGGUGAUCCACCCCCUAAAACUUCUCCGUAUAGCCAGUCCGUCGACAUGUGGUCGCUUGGAGCGGUGCUUUACCACAUCGUUUCUGGUGUUCCUCCAUAUAUGGGCCGGGGCGAUGACAGAGGAGCCCAAAUGUUGCGAACUAUCAUGACUACCGACGCCGAUUUUGAUCUGUUGCGCAACGAAGGCGUGUCAGAAGAGGGCAUUGAUUUUGUUACUCGACUUUUGAACCGUGAUCCACAGGCCCGUCCGACAGAACAAGAGUGCUUCCAGCAUCCCUGGAUUUCGAGUGUUGAAGAUGUGGAUCAAUACGAUGAUGACGAGAUGUACCCCGAUGCCCGGGGUGAGCUUUCAGAUAUCGGCGAGGAUGUAGAAGACGAACUGGAUGCAUCUCAGCUUUCAAUAAAAGAUGAAUCAGAACCCAAAGAUUCGGCUGGGCAAGACGAUAGCGACCUAGCGCAAUCCAAGAGGCCGAGGAUUGAUUAUCCCCCAACGGAUGUUCGUUACCCGUCUCUGCCACACAUUGAAAGCUUGAAAGAAGUGCAGACUGCUGCUGACACAACACCAAAACGCCUCUUCGGUGAAAUCACCCCAUCUGUACUAGGAAGCUCGGGUGCUCUGGGUGCUAAUAUGAAUGCGUUUGAAGGAGACAACUUCAGCAUCAAUGACUUCAUUUCUUCAGCCGGUGAGUCGAUGGUCAGCGACGGCAACAGCCUUAACUCCAUUCUUUCCCUUCCGGAGGACCCUAUUUGUGGGUCUGCCCCAAGUUUGAUGGGAGCUGAGAAACUUGUUGGGCAGCUGAACAUGAAUUCGUGGCACCCUGGCACAUCAAUCAAACAUCCACCAGUCGUCGAGAUCCCGGUAAUUGGAGCGAAGCAGGAGGAUAUUCUAGAGAAAAAGGAAGCGAAGAUAAUUCGGCGAACCAGCCCUGGUAACGAGACCCCCAAGCCGGCCAUUUUCAGCCGACGGAUUGAGUUACCCAUGCCUGAUACCGCCAGUGAACGCUCCAGCCCCGAAACUACCGCGCAACGUGCCAAAGACGAUCGUCAAGAGUCCAAAUCAAUUCCAGGGGAGAUUUUCGACAUUGAAUUGGCAAACACUAUUGACGCUAAGACCGGGCAGCCAAUAUUAGACUACCCUGAGAGAACAGCCGGCGAUGCACCAGCCGAUCCAGCGCCUACUGGGAAUCCGAAAAUCGUGCGUCAACCAAAACCUCGAACUCUCCUGGGCAAGUUGACGACGCUUCCCGGGUCAAUUUUCGAACUGACAAUCCCUCUGGAAGAUCGAAUGACAUCGUGGGGUCGGGGUCCUCAAGCGACCGUCUGUUACCCCGACCCUAUGGACACGAGGAUUCCAGCGUAUGCGCUGGAAGUUACCUUUUGGGCUCCCUCCAUUGAAUCCAAGAUAAGAGCGGGACGGGAUUGGAUGACUGUGCCUGGUGUGAUGGCAAUACUUUCAACUAAAACGCGCAAGUGCAUAUGGGUGAACGAUACAGAGCUACGCCGAGGGCCGGAAGGGGAUACCAGUCGAGAAGGGUUUCACUUUGGGAAGAUUUACACAGGGGAUAUUAUCACGAUUUAUCAACAUCGCCACAAAUUUUUGAAAUUUAAAUGCGAGUUCUACCAUGGGGACAGCGCUUGUACCCGGCCGGAGAAUGAAAAGGGGUUCACCAUACGCAAGAUCCUGGUGCCCAAGGAUGCGGCUGCGAACCAGCUUCCUGCGCGGAAAGAUCGCAAUGAAAAGAAAUAAUCAGGGAGGACACUUUAAACAUAGAUGAACUGUAUGGAGGUAAUAUUUGGAG
Molecule: messenger RNA, 3373 nt
Organism: Aspergillus alliaceus
Lineage: Eukaryota; Fungi; Ascomycota; Eurotiomycetes; Eurotiales; Aspergillaceae
Product: CAMK family serine/threonine-protein kinase
Exons: 4
Coding region: 295-3321 (1008 amino acids)
Biological process (GO): peptidyl-serine phosphorylation; autophagy
Cellular component (GO): cytoplasm
Molecular function (GO): protein binding; protein serine/threonine kinase activity; ATP binding
Source: RefSeq, a predicted model, not a curated record